This is a messenger RNA of Adineta steineri, 1869 nucleotides long. NCBI's taxonomy places the organism in Eukaryota, Metazoa, Rotifera, Eurotatoria, Adinetida, Adinetidae. The record is from the annotation of a GenBank genome assembly.
AUGUCCUCACAAUCAUCUGAAAUUCCAACAAUUAAAAUAAAAGAUAAUGAAAUGAAAGAUUUAUUAAAAUAUCUUUAUCAAAAUGAAUCAUUAUUAAAAGAAAAUGGUGCAAUGAAAUUAAUUCCAACAUCAAAUUUUAAAAAUCUAUUAAAAAAAACACCAAUAAAUAUUCCAUUAUGUUCAACAAUUCAACAAGUUAAACAAAUUGAUAAUGAGAAUUUAAUCUAUUCAAUAAAAACAAAUGAAAUUGAUGAAAAUAAAGAAAUUCCAAAAGAAGAUAUUUUAAUAAAUGAUGAAAUUUUUUGGUUAUUACUACCAAAUGGAUUUAGUACACAACAUAUCUCAAGUAUUUCUCAAAUUAAUUCACAAUCAUUAUUUUUAAAACGUGUUCAACGUGAUCAAUUUGAUUUUCAUCAAUUACCUUAUCAAUCACUUUUAAAAUUAUCUGGAAAAGAAUUUUGUAAUCAAUAUUCUUCAACAUUAAUAAAAGCACAUGGACCUGCUGCAAUAUUUCCUUUAUCUUCAAAUAAACAAAAUCUUUAUCAAUUAAAUUAUCAUCAUGAAGGUGGGAUUCGCUAUUGGUAUAUAAUUCCAUCAGAAGAAAGGAAGAAAUUUGAAGAUUUAUUUAAAGAAAAUAAUUCAUCAAGAUGUAUCGAACAUGAUCAAAUAUUAAUUGAUCCAUUAUUAUUUCAGAAAUAUGAAAUAAAAUAUAAAAGAGUAAUUCAAAAUUCAGGUGAAAUUCUUAUUUUAUCCGGAGGAAUUCUUUCACAAAGUUUUACACAAGACGAAAUUUUAUGUGAAUCAAUUCAUUUUGGUUUACCAUCUUAUUUUUCUGAUGAAUUUUAUAAAAAUUCAUAUUUAUGUCAUUGUAAAUUUGAAUCAAAUUCACAUAAGGAUAAAUCAAUUGAUUUCGAUUUGUAUAAUUAUGAAAAUAUUCAAAAAUAUAUUCAGAAAUAUCUUCAAGUCAAUACUCAACAAAAUGAAGAUUCUACAUUAGAUAAAGAUAGAUCAUUUCUUAUUAAUAUUAAUGAAGAAGAUUUCUUAAUGGAUACUUCGAGUACAUCAAUGACAUCUACACAAAUUCAUAAUGAAACUGAUUUUAAUGAAUUAUUUUCAUCAGAAGAUUUUUUCAAUGAUAUUUCUAUAAAUAAUAAUGAACCUGUAUCUUUAACUUCUGAACAAAUAUUAAAUAUUCUUGAUAUACCAUCAUCAUCAUCUAAUGAUCAAUCAAUAAAUAAACAAACUUAUUCAAAAACUAAUAAAUUAUCAAGAAUAACAAAUCAUAAUGAAUUUAUAAUAAAAAAAGCAACUAAUAAUCAAUAUGAAGUUGAUCUAAAGAAAAUCUUAUAUUUAUCAAAUUUAAAUAAACAAAUAACAAAAAAUCAUCUUCGAAAUUAUUUUAUUGGUUCAACAAAAAUUAUUUUCAAACAAAGUCAAUUACCACCACAUCUUAAUUAUGCAUUUAUAUUUCAUCAUACAAAUCUUCAAGCUGAAUAUAAUAGAAAACGAGCAAUUAGUUCUUCACGUUUUGGAUCAAAUUGUCAAAUAGAAUUUGUUAAAAAUCUCGAUGAACUUUCAAAUGAAAAUGAAUUGAAUGAAAAAUGGAAUAUUGUGGUUAAAAAAAUACCUGAAAACGUUACUGAAAAUGAUUUAAAAAAUUUAUUUUUUAAUUUCAAUCAAUUAAAAUAUAUUUCAGCAAGGAAUGUUCAAAAAUCAAAUACAAAUCAGAAAAUUUUACUUGGAUAUGCAUUUUUAUCUUUUACAAAUACUGAACAAGUUGAUCAAGUUAUGAACAAUUCGGAUAAAUAUCAAAUAAAUAAUCAACCAUUGAUCUUAUCUUAUUAUAGCAAAAUAGAAGCUAAUAAAUAA